Candidozyma pseudohaemuli is the source of this 774-nucleotide messenger RNA. RefSeq lists its product as uncharacterized. Lineage: Eukaryota; Fungi; Ascomycota; Pichiomycetes; Serinales; Metschnikowiaceae. The record is from RefSeq and is a predicted model, not a curated record. The transcript has a single exon. The coding region runs from base 1 to 774 and encodes 257 amino acids.
AUGUUUUGGACAAGACAGCCGGUUGAUGGAAACCAAGCUAACGGAGGAAACGAGAAGUGCCUUAAACUUUUGGGGAAGGUAAUUUUACCGUUAGCACUUUUUGCUGGUUUCUUGAUCCAUCUUGCCUUGACAUGUGGAGAGUAUCGGGCUUUCCCAAGAGAGAACUGCAUUAGGUUUCAACCCAACGGAAUUGAAGAGGUAAACACCCAGCUUGGUGCCUUGCCCACAUCGUCACUCGCUGGCCAGAGAUCAGCCGAUUCCAGGAGUCACAUCAGUGAGCUGAUGGGUAACUGGAGCGAGUCUAAUACGUCCCACGCCUUGGCGUCUUCUGUAUUCACUCCCGUCGAAGUUGGUGGUGGGAAAGAAGUGGAAUUGAAGAGCCGGACCGAGAGACAAGAUCAGGCGGUCGGAGACGGGGCGAAUCAGGGUGAAACCUUAGUGGAUUGCAUGCGACUCUGGGAGAAGUACAAGAAACAACACUUCCGGUGCUUUCUAUUUCUUGGAGCGCUACUUGUUUACACUCCAUGGCUCUUCAAUAGUGCCCUCUAUGUCCCCUUGAUCGCUGGUUUCUAUCUCUUGGGAACUGUGGCCUUCUUUUUUGCCUUCUUGAUCUUGGAUUUACGCGAUCAUUUGAUGUUCCUGAACGAGUGGUUUGUUCUUUAUGCUUGUGCAGCGGCCCUUGGUUGUUUUAUUGUAGCAACCGGCACAACCGUCAUUGAGUUGCAAGCUUACCCUUUGGAUCAGGCUCAGCACGAACCAGCGAAUAUUGUAUGA